AUGGCGAAUACAUCCCCCAAGUACAUCAAUUACCCGCGGCUGUGCGCAUUUGCAGCAUCCCUUGCCAGUACGCACAUGCGGAAUUCUGUUCGGAACUAUCUCUCUGCUGUACGUGCCUGGCACAUCAUCCACGAUGUACCCUGGAAAGGUCACCAUCGUUUAACCUACAUACUGAAUGGAGUCGAGUGUAUGCAACCGGAUGGCAGACCUCCUCAGCCUCCCGUCACCCGUGAUAUGCUUGAACUCCUCCAUAUUGACCUUGACGAUCACAUUCCGGAGAACGCCUGCAUCCUAGCAGCCGCAGACACGGCAUUCUGGACUCAGUCCCGACUGGGUGAGCUCUUCGCAAAAAACCGGUCUACAUUCGACCCGCAUCGUGUACCAGCUCACUCACACUUGUCCCCGCCGUCGACACUGAAUGGUUCCCGCACUCUAUUCUACCCCUACACGAAGACGAAAAAGUAUGCUGGCGACAAGUCCUCCGUCACACGGCAGCUGGGCAAAUCCAACCCCAUUGAGUCUUUGCACAUUCAUCUCGCUCGCAAUCACGCCGCGAAUGACAGCCCACUUUUCUCCUUCUUCACGCGGACUGGCGAUCUCGUCUGUUUGAUGAAACGACAUUUCCUCACCGUCUAA
This is a messenger RNA of Sparassis crispa, 636 nucleotides long. RefSeq lists its product as hypothetical. The record is from RefSeq and is a predicted model, not a curated record. Bases 1 to 636 code for a protein of 211 amino acids. The transcript has a single exon. Lineage: Eukaryota; Fungi; Basidiomycota; Agaricomycetes; Polyporales; Sparassidaceae.